Messenger RNA from Chlamydomonas reinhardtii, 2380 nucleotides. RefSeq lists its product as uncharacterized. Lineage: Eukaryota; Viridiplantae; Chlorophyta; Chlorophyceae; Chlamydomonadales; Chlamydomonadaceae. The coding region runs from base 143 to 1768 and encodes 541 amino acids. The record is from RefSeq and is a predicted model, not a curated record. Gene Ontology annotation, cellular component: endoplasmic reticulum; membrane. The transcript is spliced from 12 exons. Gene Ontology annotation, biological process: lipid modification; phospholipid biosynthetic process; triglyceride biosynthetic process. Gene Ontology annotation, molecular function: acyltransferase activity.
AGCUAAGACGCGGUUGCACAAGAAAUAACAAUACUUUGUACUUCAAGGCUCGCCGAGCGUUUUGCAAACGCAUAAGCUGAACUUGUUCUUGACUUGGGUCUCCCAUAGGGCCGCGCCCUAGAGCGGCGCUAGCUAUAGUGAAAUGGAGCAGGUGGAGGCACAGGCACGGGCGCUGCUCGCGCAAGCGACAGCGCAUGCCGCGCCCAUCGUCGACGAGGUGGCAAAGCUGGCGCUUCCAGUCGCAGAGCCUGUCUACAAGGCGCACUUGCAGUUCCAGGAGUUCCUUUCGGCGAACCACAACCUGAUCCCACACAUGGCUUGGGAAGAGAGUGCAUCUGGAACGUUGGGCCUCUCGCUCUCCCAGUUUCGGUUUACGCUUGCCCUAUUCGCUAGCGUGAUUCUAGUCGCUGGCGUGCGGCUUUUCCGCAACCCCACACUGCGGCACCUGUACGCGGUGGCCACGGGCAUCCUGAUCAUCUACUACCCCUUCGGCAGCAGCAUAAUGCAUGUGCUGCCGAUGGCCGUGGCCGCGUACCUAGCGAUGCUGCUGGCGCCUCGGCGGGCCGGGCUCAUUGCCUGGUGCACCGUGUUCCCCUAUCUCAUCUACCUUCACGUGGUGAACGCCAGUGGCGAGUCCUGGAAGACGGGCAACAUGGACUUCACAGGCGGCGCCAUGGUGGCGGUGCUGAAGCUCAUCUCCAUCUGCGUGUGCCGCGCCGACAGCUUCCGCAAGAACAAGGAGGACCUGUCUCCCUACCAGUCCGCGCACCAGCUGACGCGCACGCCGUCGCCCCUGGAGUUUGUGAGCUACCUGUUCGGGCUGGGCAACCUGCUGGCCGGCCCCUUCUACGAGUUCAGCGACUACAAGGCGUUCAUGAGCCUCAAGGGGCCCUGGGACCCCAAGGGCCCCUCGGGCGCGGGCGGCCGCCGCCUGCCGCCAGUGCUGCUGCACGGCCUGGCGGCGCUGCUGGAGGGGCUGUGGCACAUGGGCGUCUACCUGGCGCUCACUCUCAACGGCUGGAGCAUGGAGCACUACCACUCGGACUGGUACUACUCCCAGCCGCUGUACAUCCGCGUGGGCUCCUUCUGCGUCAUCGGCGCCGUGUACCAGCUGCGCUACUACUUCACAUGGAAGAUCACGGAGGCCAGCUACGUGUUCGCGGGGCUGGACUGGCAGGGCUGGGCCGCAGACGGCAAGCCGCAGUGGGGCCGCUGCCGCAACUGCUCCUUCCUGGGGGUGUGGCUGGCGGACUCGGCGCGCAACGUGCCGCUCAACUGGAACAUCGCCACGGGCGUGUUCCUGCGCCGCUACGUGUACGAGCGCGUGGCUCCGGCGCCGCCCCGCAAGCCCGGCUUCCAGUCGCUGCUGUUCACGCAGCUCAUCAGCGCCGUGUGGCACGGGCUGUACCCGGGCUACCUGCUGUUCUUCACGGGCACAGCCGUGUGGAUCUACUUCUCGCAGGUGGUGUUCAAGGCCGAGGCCUACCUGCCCAAGGCGCUGGUGGCCAGCCUGCCGUACCGGGCCGUCAAGAUCGCCUGGACCACCUUCGUGCUCAACUACAUGGCGGCGGCUUUCCAGCUGCUGGACUGGCAGCAGAGCAUCACCAGCUAUGCCUCCGUCGCCUUCUUCCCAUGGAAGGUGAUGCUUGUGGUGAACGUGCUGGGUAGCUUCAUCAAGCCCAAGCGCAGCCCCAAGCCCAAGGCGGGCGCGGGGGCCGCCAACGGCAGCGCUAACGGCGCAAAGGCGAAUGGCGUCAAGGCCGAGUGAAGGCCGAGGCAUCACGAUGCGCUGCAGACCACAGCAGACCGCAGAGGAUGAGCCUGUGCAAGCCGCGCGUUUCCGGAAAUGUGGUGUAUGGUACUUCCCGUCUUGCUACUACGGCGCUAAGCACGAGCUGGCACGAUUCUGUGCCUGAGGUUGAGUAGCGCGCCUUGUGUCGCGAAUAGGCGAAAUGCUGACUGACACUCUUUGCUCUUAAAGAUCCUAGAAAGGCAUGGUCCAUGGGCAGCUGCACCCAGGCUGCUGCUGUGGAUCGCCGGGGGUCGCUCUUGCAUAGCAGUCGUGGUGGCACCUGAGGUAGGACGUGACGUGCACAGAUGACACUUGCUGUUUUUUGUGGGUGCGGGUUGGGGGGAGGCAGCAUCAGGCCAAAUUUUGAGGUGUUGUUGGCAACUGGCAAGAAGAGCUGAUAUACGGGUUGUGUUGUGUGAUGUCCUGAUGAUGGAAGAUGCGGGGCUGGCUUAAGCCCUCGAGGCCUGACAGGCCGACAACAACUGGGUUGUGUUGUGCAUCGCGGUGUAUCAAGAAGGCACCUAGUGAGGAAAUGGCUGCGCAUGUGCUCCUAUGUGAUCUUGGGCAUGGCUAGCGGGGGGCUUACGC